CGCGCCCCCCGCGCGGAGCCAGGCCCGCUGCCGUCCCCGCCGCCCGGGCCCCCGGCAUGCAGCUCCGGCUGCGGAGGUGACACUCGGGCCCGAGCCGCCGCCGCCGCCAUCGCCACCAUGGAUGAACAGGAGGCAUUGAACUCAAUCAUGAAGGAUCUGGUGGCCCUCCAGAUGAGCCGACGUCCCCGGGUGCCUGGAUAUGAGACCAUGAAGAACAAAGACACAGGUCACCCAAAUAGGCAGAAAAAACACAACAGCGGCAGCUCAGCCCUUCUGAAGAGCCCCACACUAAAAACAAGCUCAUGUGCAGGGGCCGGUGAGGAAAAGAAAUUUUUGAGUGACGUCAGAAUCAAGUUUGAGCACAACGGGGAGAGGCGAAUUAUACCGUUCAGCCGGCCUGUGAGAUACGAAGAUGUGGAACACAAGGUGACAACAGUGUUCGGGCAGCCUCUUGAUCUGCAUUACAUGAACAAUGAGCUCUCCAUCCUGCUGAAGAACCAAGAUGAUCUUGAUAAAGCAAUUGACAUAUUAGACAGAAGCUCAAGCAUGAAAAGCCUUAGGAUAUUGCUGCUGUCCCAGGACAGAAAUCAUACCAGUCCCUCUCCCCAUUCUGGGGUGUCCAGGCAGGUGCGGAUCAAAGCUUCCCAGUCUGCAGGAGAUGUCAAUACCAUCUACCAGCCCCCCGAGCCCAGAAGCAGGCACCUCUCUGUCAGCUCCCAGAACCCUGGCCGAAGCUCGCCUCCCCCUGGCUACGUGCCUGAGCGACAGCAACGCAUUGCCCGGCAGGGUUCCUACACCAGCAUCAACAGUGAGGGGGAGUUCAUCCCGGAGACCAGCGAGCAGUGUAUACUGGAUCCCCUGAGCAGUGCUGAAAAUUCCUUGUCAGGAAGCUGCCAAUCCUUGGACAGGUCGGCAGACAGCCCAUCCUUCCGCAAAUCAAGAAUGUCCCGAGCCCAGAGCUUCCCAGACAACAGACAGGAGUUCUCAGAUCGGGAAACUCAGCUGUAUGACAAAGGGGUCAAAGGUGGAACCUACCCCCGGCGCUACCAUGUGUCUGUGCACCACAAGGACUAUAAUGAGGGCAGAAGAACAUUUCCACGAAUACGGCGUCAUCAAGGCAACCUCUUUACCCUGGUGCCGUCCAGCCGCUCCCUGAGCACAAAUGGCGAGAACAUGGGUCUGGCAGUGCAAUACCUGGACCCCAGAGGGCGCCUGCGAAGUGCGGACAGCGAGAAUGCCCUCUCUGUGCAGGAGAGGAAUGUGCCGACCAAGUCUCCUAGUGCCCCCAUCAAUUGGCGUCGUGGGAAGCUCCUGGGCCAGGGUGCCUUUGGCCGGGUCUACCUGUGCUAUGAUGUGGACACAGGACGUGAACUUGCUUCCAAACAAGUCCAGUUUGAUCCAGACAGCCCUGAGACAAGCAAGGAGGUGAGUGCUCUGGAGUGUGAGAUCCAGCUGCUGAAGAACCUGCAGCACGAGCGCAUAGUGCAGUACUACGGCUGUCUGCGGGACCGUGCUGAGAAGACUCUGACCAUCUUCAUGGAGUACAUGCCGGGGGGCUCAGUGAAAGACCAGCUGAAGGCCUACGGAGCUCUGACAGAGAGUGUGACCCGCAAGUACACCCGGCAGAUCCUGGAGGGCAUGUCCUACCUGCAUAGCAACAUGAUCGUUCACCGAGACAUCAAGGGAGCCAACAUCCUCCGAGAUUCUGCCGGGAACGUGAAGCUGGGGGACUUCGGGGCCAGCAAGCGCCUGCAGACCAUCUGCAUGUCAGGCACAGGCAUGCGCUCCGUCACUGGCACGCCCUACUGGAUGAGCCCCGAGGUGAUCAGUGGUGAGGGCUACGGAAGGAAGGCAGAUGUGUGGAGCCUGGGCUGCACUGUGGUAGAGAUGCUGACAGAGAAACCACCUUGGGCAGAGUAUGAAGCCAUGGCUGCCAUUUUCAAGAUCGCCACGCAGCCCACCAAUCCUCAGCUGCCCUCCCACAUCUCUGAGCACGGCCGGGACUUCCUGAGGCGCAUAUUUGUGGAGGCCCGCCAGAGACCUUCGGCUGAGGAGCUGCUCACACACCACUUUGCACAGCUCGUGUACUGAGCUCGCAAGGCACACUGUUGCCAGCUGCCCCUGCUGCGGGGCAAGGGGCUACUGAGGGGCUCCGCGAAGUUGCUGCUUCUCCCAGGCAAUGCUGUGGACCAUGGAGCUCCAGUCCAACCAGCGUUUGUCUGCGCCCCUCCCACCACUGGGGCUCAGAGCCACGGCGGGGUGGCUGCAGCCUCAAGGACUGGGAGCCCCCAGCCUGCCAGACCUGAGAGCUCUGGCAUCCUCAGCUCCACGUGGAGGGAAAGGGGCUCGGAACAGUGUGCAAAGCGCUGAGGGCCUUCCCCUCAGGGCUAUGUGUUGAUGCCGCAGUCAGCGCCAAAGCCCCACGGGUCUGGGGGCCCAGGACGGACAUGAGGGUCUGAAUAGUGUUACUUUCAUUCAGAGUGUUAUUGUGUUUCUCCUCCCAUGUCUGGAGACCACCAGGGCAUCUCUGGGCUGGAUAAGCCCACCCAAGCCUGAGGUAAAGCCCAGCAUCCCACAGCCAAUGGAAGGCAGAGGCUGGGGCUGUGCUCUCCCCGGAGCCCCCAGGUCAGCUUCGCCAGUCCCUGUCCUUUACCAAAGAUGAAUGAAGCAAAUGUUAUGCUGCCUUAUUCAGGGAAGGAGGAGCCCAUCCUGCCUGCCCCCAUGACCCCACACCCCCCCUCCCCCAGCAGGGGCUUUAGGUGUGGAACUGCCCCCACUUGGGGGGGGGGAGACCCAGUUUUGUCAAUGCAAUUGUCUCUGUUUUACAAGUUGGAGUCACUCUUAUGCUGUAUCCAGUUUCUAAACUGGAGACUGUGUGCCCUCGGGCUCUAAGUAUCCCUGUUGUGGGCUUGGGCCUUGGGCUGGAUUGGAAAGAGCUGAAGGUAAUGGCCUUUGUAUUCCUGACCUGGCACCUUUCCCCCCACUGGAGCAGAAAGGAAUAUGGACAUCAUGGUGAGGGGAUCUGACCCAGCUGGCUGCCCUGAGCCCUGGGCAGGCUCUUCUGGAUAGCCAGGGAAGUCGGAUCAGGCUGUCUGUGAGUCGUGACCCUGCUAGGCCAGAGCCCUCUCUGCCUGGUAGAAGGGAGAGCCCAUAAGAUGUCACCAACUCUGUCCCAAACUACCAUCUCUGUUCCUCCUUGGCCAGCCUCACCCAUCCCCAUGAGGUCUCACCUCUUUCCCUUCUUAGAGGAGGAAUGGUAGCAGGGGUCGGGGAGCCAGUAUCUCCAAGCAGCUUAGAGUUGGCCUUAUUUACCUCAGCCUGGGCGCUGGUCUUUUCUUCCGGCCCCUCCCCUCCAAAAUGUGCCUAUUGCUAAAGCUCCUCCCUCCCAACGCCCAGUUUCCUUGGGAGUUGUCAUUAAAGGAACAACAACAACAACAACAACAAAACAACGUCAGUGCCCAGGGAUGGGCCUCUCUGGGGAGCUUGGGAUUAGCGCCAGGCAGCUCAUUGCCAGCCAUGCCCACUUCCCCAUGGGCACCAGAACAAGCCAAAGCCUUCGUUGUAUGUUGACGAUGCACUUUUAUGAAUGUAGUUUCUAUCGCUGUUUUUAGCCUUUUCACAUCAUGUAAUGUGAGGCCUUGUACUUGUUAAUUUAUAUCUCAGAUCAUAUUUGAUGGUUUUUAUAUAUAUCAAUUCUAGAUUGUUACAGGUGAUGGACGCCUCAAGAGAGAGAAGAGAAAAUGAAAGCAGCUGGUUUUGCAGGAAUGUGUGUUGCACGGUGCCAGCUGGGCCUGAGCCCCUCUGUUUCCAUCCUUUUCCCCCAGGGGCCUCUGUCAGGCACCCCAGCUCAGCCCUCUGAAGACAGUGAGCAUGUGCUCCUGUCUCCACCUCAGCCCUGGCCCAGGGUGGGGACUGGCCCCUCAACUUGACCAAAGCCGCCACGUGGCAGCUCGGCCUCUCCACGACUCCAUCCUGAUGGCUGUAGCACUCUUCUUGGGCCCACACCCCCGUCCCCAGUCCCUGUUCCCCAAGAGGAAACAGCACGGUGCGGAUGCGACAAGACGACUCUGUGUGUCCCAGCUUCAGGCUCUCACAGAGCCCCACCUCCUGGGGUCUUACCUCACAGGGAAUGGGUUUUCAAAGUGAAUUUGCAAACAGGCCAACAAACGCUGCACUCCAAAAAAACGAAAGACCCUGAUUUUUUUUGUGUGCCAAAAACUGUGGACAUGCUGGCUCAGCAUCCUCAGGACCAAGCUGUUGCUUAAUUUUAAUUUAUUGUCUUUAUAGUAAAUAACCCAGAUAACAAGCUGUGGGCCUAGGACAGCCUGGGCCCGAAGAUUCUAAAAGGCAGUCCCCUGGCAGCCCCAGGCUUGCUGUGAGAAGGGCCGCGCUGCCAUUUGCUCAGCAUUCCAUGGGCUAUGUCAGCCUCGGCCAGACCUACGUGGAGAGGCCAGGGCUGGGGACAGUCCACACUCCGCCGCCCUCCCGCCCCUCCUGCCCCUCCUGCCCACCUCAGCUCUGUGUCUGUGUCUGAAUUGUGGAUCGUGCAGAAGAACCUGCAGCCAUAGUUACUGGACUAUAUCUCGACCGAGGGCUUGCAGUGCAAAGCCAGGCCAGUGUCGCGCAUUACUUACAAUAAAAGGGAUCAUUUAUACCCAAGGGGUCCUGUGGCAAUGCUUCCAGGUGGGGAGUGGAGAGAGUAGGUGUUUUCCCAGGAGGAGCAGGUAUGGUGCCUGGUAGCCAGCUUGGGUCCCUCAGCAGAGAACUUGAAAUGACUCCAAGCAGGGUCCGAGGCAGGGUGACUUGGUUGAUACCACUGCUAGCUCAGAGGUGGCGCCCUUCUUUCCCCACUGGCAGGAGCUCUGCUGAGGGUGCUUGUCAGGACUGAUUAUCAAGCCGGUACUGUCAGCCACCCCUGACCCAAGUGUCACCAGUGGCUGGGUUCCAGAACUUCAUGGCAUCUAGGAGUCUUCUCAGGGCAGGGAAGUCCUCCCCUGAGCCGUGUUCUGCAGGGCAGGGCUUAGUCAUCUCCAGGAGCCACGUCUCUGUUAUCUUCCCCUGGCCUUGCUCAGAGCAAGGAGAGACUGCCCUUGUCCCCAUCUGAGGCCUCCAACGCAGAAUUUGGGCCAGCCUUGAAUGAGCCUCUCAGUGCUCCUCAUGCUGAAGACCCAGUGCCAUUUCUGCUGAGACGCAGCUCUGCUGCAAGGGGCAGCGUCUACUUCACACAGCACAGUGGCCCAUCUGCCACCAGUUUGAGUACCCACUCCCUACCCUGACCUAUGGCCAUGGCAUCACUUAGGAACAUACGGUCUUAGAUCGGGUGCAGUGGCAGCAUGUCCCCCAGGAGUCAGCCCUCUGGCUCCACCGGUUCAUGUAGCCCACGGACAGUUUGGGGAAAUCAGAACAGAUGGGUCUGGGACAGACAUCCCGGACUUCCCGCAUAUAAUCCGCUCGGGGUAGGGGUGUCUCAGGGCCUCCAGGUUGGCUUUGCUUGCCCUGCUGUAAACUUGUCCCUCAGAGUAGCAGAUAAGCUGUUUUCUCCUUGGACUACCUGAGAUGGGACUGUGGCUGUCCUACUCCAGAGCUUGAAAAAGCAAGGGGAAGAUGACAGAUGGGGAAGGACACAGUGAGCUAGAGAACUUUCAACAGUACUUGCUGAAUAUGCUGGUGUCCACCAUCCUUUGCUGAUUUCCAGGGCGAGGGGGUUCCAGACAAGGACUCAGCAGAAGGGUUCUGCCUUGUAGUAUACUGAAAGGCAGUGAGGCCAUGCCCCAUCACCUACUGAUGGCCUGACCCUCU
Messenger RNA from Enhydra lutris kenyoni (northern sea otter), 5799 nucleotides. RefSeq names its product mitogen-activated protein kinase kinase kinase 3. The record is from RefSeq and is a predicted model, not a curated record. The coding region runs from base 118 to 2091 and encodes 657 amino acids. Gene Ontology annotation, biological process: protein phosphorylation. The transcript has 17 exons. Gene Ontology annotation, molecular function: ATP binding; protein kinase activity; protein binding. Lineage: Eukaryota; Metazoa; Chordata; Mammalia; Carnivora; Mustelidae.